CAACAUAGAGAGGAUGCUUUAGCUGAUUAUAGUGCUGCUGAUGCUUCAAUUCCUAAAUUACAAAAUUUAUUAUCUCAAUAUAAUAUUCAAGACAUCUAUAAUAUGGAUGAAACAGUGUUAUUUUAUUGUCUUGAACCUGAUUCAAUAUUAGCUAAUAAAAAAGAUUGGAUGACUGAAAUAAUAUUUAGCAAAUGGAUACAAGAAUUUGACCAAAAAAUGAAUAGAUAUAAUGUUGUUCUUCUAAUAGAUGGAGCAAUGAGUUAUAAACUUGACAAUGUAACUCUUGAAAAUACUAAACUCUUUCAAGAGCAACAAGUUAAUACAGAAGUUGAUAGAUACUUUGAUGAAAAUACAGUUAAUAAACUGCCUAUGGACCAAGGGACUGUGGACCUUUUAACACUUGCUGAAGAUACUGAUCCUGAUAGUUCUGAAAAAGAAGAAUGA
This is a messenger RNA of Dentiscutata erythropus, 444 nucleotides long. The record is from the annotation of a GenBank genome assembly. Lineage: Eukaryota; Fungi; Glomeromycota; Glomeromycetes; Diversisporales; Gigasporaceae.